AUGCAAAAUCCUAUUUUAACUCGAGCUCCAGAUAUCUUUCAUUUCUUAGUUUCUUUAAUGUCCUAAAACGGUAUUGAAAUUUCCAUUGCUUGUUCUGGAGUAGAAUUUUCGUUUUUAUAUAUUUCUUCUAAGGAAUUAAUUAUUUAAGAUGUUAGACUAAUUCUUGGAAAACAAUUUAAUGAUUUUUAUAUGCUUAAUAUUUUACCCAUAGCUUUUAGUUAAUAAGUAAAAGAAUAAUUUAAUAAUAAAUUAGAAUAUGUUGUUUCUAUUUUAGGAUUUUCCGCAGGAUAUGGCAGCAUAUGGCGUUUUCCAUAUUUAAUAUUCUAAAAUGGAGGGGGUGUAUUCUUAAUACCUUACCUUAUUUUUAUUUUUAUAAUCGGAAUACCUGGUUUUUACUUCGAAACUGCCUUAGGAUAACUUUUUUAAAAAGGACCUCCUGACUGUUUUUCUUUAGAAUAUUUUUAUAAUGAAGUAUUAUAAAUAUCCUCUGAAGUUGGAGAAAGCGGAAAUAUUGUUUACCCUUUAUUGAUAAGGAUAAAAAUUUCAGGAAAAAUAGCUAUUUUUACUGCCAUAGGUCCUUUUAUUUUUCUCUUUUUAUUUUUAGUUCGCGGCUUAAUGCUAGAUGGCGCAUUUAUUGGCUUGAAAUAUUUACUAAAACCCGAUUUUUCGAAGCUUUUUACUCUCUAAAUAUGGAUAGAUGCAGCUAACUAAGCUAUUUGGUAGAUAGGUUUAGGGUGCGCUGUUUUAAUAUAUUUUGGUUCGUACAGAAAUAGGAAGGAUGAACUUAAAAAUACAUCUUUUUUAGUUCCUUUAUUGACUGUUUUGUGUGGAUUUUUGAGCGCUUUUACCAUUUUUACAUAUAUGGGAUAUAUGUCCAAAAUUUCAGGAAUUCCAAUAGAGGAAAUUCCUUUGGCAGGGCCUGAUUUGGUUUUUGUCGUUUUUCCUUCUGUUUUUACUUUAAUGUCCUUUUCUAAUAUACUUUCAAUAUUUUUUUUAUAAUCAUGGUUUUAUUAGGAAUCGAUACUUAAUUUGCAAGUGUGGAUUGUUUAGCAGGCUUUAUUGAGGAUGAGUUUUUUGACGGAAAAUAAGAGAUUUUUUUAUUUCGUAUAAAAAUAAAUAUGA
This is a messenger RNA of Ichthyophthirius multifiliis, 1122 nucleotides long. Its product is annotated as sodium:neurotransmitter symporter family protein, putative. The record is from RefSeq and is a predicted model, not a curated record. Lineage: Eukaryota; Ciliophora; Oligohymenophorea; Hymenostomatida. Gene Ontology annotation, cellular component: membrane. Gene Ontology annotation, biological process: sodium ion transmembrane transport. The transcript is spliced from 9 exons.